Messenger RNA from Danaus plexippus (monarch butterfly), 1414 nucleotides. It is a transcript of the gene itg, whose product is annotated as ITG-like peptide. NCBI's taxonomy places the organism in Eukaryota, Metazoa, Arthropoda, Insecta, Lepidoptera, Nymphalidae. The record is from RefSeq and is a predicted model, not a curated record. The transcript has 7 exons. Bases 88 to 723 code for a protein of 211 amino acids.
CGCUAAACCAACAUGCGCAGUGAACGGUCGGGUAUAGAUCAGUUGUAGUCGAGACUUCACAGUGAACAGACGUCGUACAGAUACAAGAUGACCGCCGCUGUUCUUCUGCUUGUCGCCUGCCUCAGCUCGGCCCACGCUUGGGGUGGACUCUUCAACCGCUUCAGCUCUGAUAUGCUGAACAACUUGGGCUACGGCCGCUCUCCAUACCGCCAUUAUCCUUAUGGACAGGAUGCCGAGGAGAUCUAUGCGGAAGCUCUCGAGGGGAACCGCAUUGAGGAUGUUGAUGAUAGCCAUUGCUACAGCGCCGCUUGCAUCUCCAACGGCGACUGCUGUCGCGGACUGACCUGCUUGGAGACAGAGGACGGAGGGCGCUGUCUGCCGGCUUUCGCUGGACGUAAGCUGGGAGAAAUCUGCAACCGCGAAAACCAAUGUGAUGCUGGACUCGUCUGCGAGGAGAUUGUUCCAGGCGAAAUGCAUGUCUGCCGCCCGCCCGCCCCCGGUCAUAAGCAAUACAACGAGGAAUGCUCUACAUCCAGUGAAUGCGACAUCACUCGAGGACUCUGCUGCAUCAUGCAACGUAGACAUCGCCAGAAGCCCCGCAAGAGUUGCGCUUACUUCAAGGAGCCGCUCGUCUGCAUCGGCCCGGUAGCUACAGACCAGAUACGCGAAAUCGUUCAACAUACAGCCGGCGAAAAGAGAAUUGGCGUCUACAGAAUGCACUAAACGACUAAUCUUACGAGUAAUGAUCGUAUUCGCCGACACGGACACUAAAAAGAUAUGCAAGCACGAAAAACGGCCGCCGAUACAACGUUUAAAAUAUAAUUUUUGAGAUUAUUGAAGUUAAAAAAAAAAAAAUUUUUUUUUUUUUUGGUAGGACGUGACUUCAAAAUUUCGAUCGUUUCUAGAUUAAAGUUAUCAAUGUUAUCGUAUGAAUGUUAAAUCAUUAUAUAAAAAAUAUUUAAUCCUUAUAAUAAAUUAGGUUAAAAUUAACUAAACAUAUCCCACUGGCUGAGGCAUUUAUAUAAAAAAAAAAAUUUUUGAUGUUUAAAAAUAGGUUAGCGUAAGAUUUUUCCGCUUGAUAUAAUUCUAAAUUUAAAAAAUAUAUAUAUAUAAGUAAUUCGAUUACUUUAGGUGCCUAGGAGACAUAUCAUUAUUAUAACAAAAAAAAAAGUUAAUAUAAUCAUAUAUAAUCAAAAUUUCAACAUAUCAAUCUCAUUAAGCCAUUAAGACUAAGUCUAUGUCCGUAUAUUUUCAUAAACAUGUAUAAUCAGAGCAUAUUUUUCUGCCAAAAUAAUAAAAAAAAAAAAAAAUUGUGGCCUAAAUUUAAAUCACAUCCAGAAUUUAAAUAUUUACUGUGUUAUGUCGUUACUGUAACUAUAAUCAGUGUGUUACAAAAUACAUAUUAUGUCUGCAA